UCCUCAGCAUCCCGGAAGUUGUGCAUCAUCUGCACUUUCAGGAAGAGACGCAGCAUCGGCAGAGCUCGAACAACAGCGGAGACAUUGGCAAAACAUCGGCCUGUCUGGAAGAGAUUCCGUCUUAUUAGCAAGUGCUAUUCAUAUGAAACGGACCAAUGAAGUGACCAACAGGAUACAAUGUCAUCAUUCCAGGUGGUGGACUCAUCGCCAGGCAGCAGCGUCAGCGUAAUGGAAACGUCCAACUUUGCCCACGUCAUCUUCCAAAAUGUGGGCAAGAGUUUCCUGCCCCAAGCACCCCUCGAGUGUCACUAUACUCUGACCCCUUACAUCACUCCCCACCCAAAAGACUGGGUGGGCAUCUUUAAGGUAGGUUGGAGCACAGCUAGAGAUUACUACACCUUCCUCUGGUCUCCGAUGCCUGAAAGCUAUGAACCAGGAAGCUCUGUGCACAGGACAGUGAUGUUUCAAGGUUAUUAUGUCCCUAAAUCUGAUGGAGAGUUCUACCAGUUUUGUUAUGUCACCCAUACUGGUGACAUCAGAGGAGCCAGCACGCCGUUCCAGUUCAGGUGUGGCACGCCCACCGAGGAGCUGCUUACCGUCACCGAGGAUGACAGCAACUCAGACAUUCUGGUCGUCACCACCAAGAGUGGCCUGCUAGAGCAUGUGGAGGAGGCACAGCAGGAGCGCAGGGAGCUGCUGAAGGCCAUGCGCAUCCUCCAGGAUGAGAAACUGCAGCUGCAGGAGGAGCAGAAACGACUGGCCAGGGAAAGGGAGCAGGAGAGGGAGACGUGCUGCUUGCUGAGGACACACAACCAGGAGCUGCUGCGUUCUUCACAGGGCCUGUCAGAAGAGCGGGAGGGGGUGAGGAGGAGGCUGUCUGAGGCCACGGACCGGGUCCGCCAGCUGGAAGAGGACCUGCUGGGAGUCACCCAGAGAGGCCUGCAGAAGGAGACCGAGCUGGACUGCCUGAGGGACCGUCUGAAGAAGCUGACAGCAGAGAGAGACAGCCUGGAGAGCCAGCUGAAGAACGAUAAGGAUGAAAGAGACCUCUAUAAGUCCCACUUGCGCAGCACCGAGCUGGAGAACACUAAGCUCAGCGCAGAGCUGCAGAUGCUGAAAGCGGUGGAGCUGAACCGGGAGGUGACCAUUGCCCAGUUCCAGGAGGAGCUGGAUAGGCUCAGAGUGUGUGUUGCACAGAGGGACAGUCUGGAGAAGGAGCUGCUGGCACACAAGGCUGACAAGGCAGAGCUGGCCCGUGUGCGUGAGCAGCUCCGUCAAGCAGAGGAGCAGCUCCAGGCGUCCCGGCAGCAGGCCUCUCUGCUGGCCUCGGAGCUCCGCGACUCAGCCAGCGCCCGAGACCACACAAUGACCGAGCUGUACCGCGCCCGCUUGGAAGCUGACAAGCUCCGUGCCAGUCUGGCUGAUGCUCAGGCCGAGUGCCAACGCAUGGAGAGUCAGCUGGACCGCAUGAGGAGCACUGCACAUAAGGAAGUGGGUGUUGGGACAAGCGGGGAGACGAUGCCCAGUGUGAUGGUGGUGUCAGAGGCAGAGGCCGAGCUGCAGAGAGAGGUGGAGGAGCUGAAGCUGCGUCUUCACAUGGCUGCAGAGCACUACAAGGAGAAGUACAGGGAGUGUCAGCGCCUUCGCAGGCAGGUAGCAAAACUGAACACGACUGAGUCACAGGGGGAGCCAAAGAGAAAUGUAUCCACUGAGACGACACUGGAGCCACUGACACCUAGUCCAGAGUCCCCAACAGCUGGAAAUAUAGCUGCUGCAGUCCUACAAGGAGCCGCUGAAAUGACAAUCACUCCAGAACAUAGUGACAGGGAAUCCACACACAUUGAUUUAUACUCCAGCACAGAGAAGGAAGACAAUCAGAGGGGGGAAAUGCAGAUGGAGAGUGCUGAGGUGAAGGCUGAGGGAGAAACAAAUCAAGUUGAAGACAUGGAGAAAGAGGACAAAGAGAAAGGAAAAGAGGAGAAGAAGGACAGCCUGCCAGAGGAGAGCCUGAGGAUGACGAGCUGGGUGGAGGUGCAGAACGAGAAAACAAGCGCCAAGGAAGAGACACAAGGCGAGGUGGAGGUGCCGCAAAAGGCAGAUGAGGCGAGGGAUAUUUUAGAGGAGCAUGUGCUGCUGGAGGCGAAGGCGAGGAAUGUGGGGGAGGCAGAGAAGGAGCAGACUCGCUCGGUGGAGGAGGAGCUGGCGAUGAUGGAGGAAAAGUGGAGGGAGCAAUGUGCAAUCAACGAGACGCUUAAACAGCGCCUGGCUGACGAAGAGGAGCGAUUCCGGGUGCAGAUGGCAGAGCGAGCCAGCGAGGUGGCGGAGCUGAAACGCAACCUCGCCCAGGCCCUCCGAGACAAGGAGCAACUACAGGAGGAGCUGCAGCGCUACGUGUGCAGGCAGAGGGAGCAGGAAGCCUGUGUUCAGGGUGCCGAGCUGAGGCAGCCGAUGUUGCUGCGCUACCCUCUUCCAUACCCACAGGACCCCUCUCCUCCACCCCUGGUGCCACAGAGGCCUGCAGAGCUGCAGUACGGCAAUCCUUACUCCACGGACACCACAAGAGAUCGGGUGGAUGCUGCACUGUCUCCCGAACACAUGACCCGUCCCCCACCUGAAGCCCCAACCUGUGCCCCUCCCUGUGCACCCCCAAUCACACCCCCGAGUCCAAGCGCAGGAGCUCCAGACUGGAACCGAGAGGUGGUCUGCAUGCAGCCCACCCGCAGCACCACCCCACCUGAAGGCCCAGAGCACCCGGUCGAUGAGCCAAAAAAUGCUGCUGACGGGGCUCAGCCAUCCUGUGACCAUCAGUCCAGCCGACGCAGUGACGCCAGGGGCAGCUUCUGUUUUGACUCCAGGAGUGACGUCCAUAAGCGCUGCCCGUUAUGCGAGGUGAUCUUCCCGCCCCACUUCGAGCAACGCAGCUUCGAGCAGCACGUCGAGAGCCACUGGAAGGUCUGCCCCGUCUGCUCCGAGCAGUUUCCCCUCAACUGUCAGCAGCAGCUCUUCGAGAGGCACGUCCUCACGCACUUUGACGGCCACGUGCUCAACUUCGAGCAGAUCGAGUGAAAAGCUGCAGAGGACGUGUGUUGAAUUCUGAUAUUGGCAAAAAAAAAAAAAAAAAAAAAGUAUGUUGUCAGCUAUUAGUUCGUUAUGAUUGAGGUUUGGUUAAGUUGUCCCAUUGAGACACUACCACUAGCACUUUUUUUGCAAUCUUGACACAACUUAGGAAGAAUGUAGUCGACUUCUGGAAGGAAGCAGAGUUUGUCCUUUGUUGGCAGCUCCACCUAGAUUAGCUGUCACUUUAUUACACAGUGGGUCAGUGGAUCAUUUACACUGGUGGAAAAGUGCUAUGGUCCUUUACUUUUGUAUUAUGUUAUGCUCAUUUUUCUGCUGUGAUGGAGUAAAACACCAGUGGUAGUGCAUGCAUUAAUUCUGCGAUCAUGACUAUGAAUGGAAAAGCUGAAAGCUGGAGCUUAAAGAAGAUAAUGUCAAAGUCUGUGUUCUUAAUGCACACAGAGAAAUUCUCUACAAAGAGUUGGAAUGUCUUGUCAUAAAACAGCCAACCUCUUUUUAAUUGUCCUCACAGUCGAAGCUUGAAAAGGUAAAAAAUUAAACAAGAUUUUUUUUUUUUUAAGUGUAAAUGCAGAGGGAGACCUGACGAGUGUGUUUCUGUCAUUGAAGAGGCUGGUGGUGAUUCUUUUUUGACUUGAAUGAUUUCUCCCCUAACUAAAGUAUUACUGUAUGUAUGAUAGUGUUUUUGCAAAAA
Molecule: messenger RNA, 3766 nt
Organism: Labrus mixtus (cuckoo wrasse)
Lineage: Eukaryota; Metazoa; Chordata; Actinopteri; Labriformes; Labridae
Gene: tax1bp1a
Product: Tax1 (human T-cell leukemia virus type I) binding protein 1a
Exons: 17
Coding region: 178-3066 (962 amino acids)
Source: RefSeq, a predicted model, not a curated record